This is a messenger RNA of Sphaeramia orbicularis (orbiculate cardinalfish), 2048 nucleotides long. RefSeq names its product solute carrier family 5 member 8 (gene slc5a8). The transcript has 17 exons. Gene Ontology annotation, cellular component: extracellular exosome; membrane. The record is from RefSeq and is a predicted model, not a curated record. Gene Ontology annotation, molecular function: organic acid:sodium symporter activity. Gene Ontology annotation, biological process: propanoate transmembrane transport; sodium ion transport. NCBI's taxonomy places the organism in Eukaryota, Metazoa, Chordata, Actinopteri, Kurtiformes, Apogonidae. Bases 150 to 1991 code for a protein of 613 amino acids.
UUCAACUCAGCGAUGAGCGAGAUGAUGAUGAUGAUGGUGCCAGACUAUUUAUUCAUUCGGGACCACUCUGAGUUCAACACACAUGGGACAGUUUGAUUACUUUUCUGAGGAGUUUCUUGGUUGUAUUUUUUAGUUUUGCUUUGCCCAAAAUGUCAGGGGGCUCUCCAGUAACUGGCUCCUUUGCGAUGGGUGACUAUGUGGUGUUUGCUCUCAUGCUGGUGAUGUCUGCUGCCGUUGGGAUCUACUAUGCCUGGGUGGACAGGGACCAGAGAAGCUCUGCAGACUUCCUAAUGGGGGGACGGAGACUGACAGCCCUGCCUGUCUCCCUGUCUCUGACUGCCAGCUUCAUGUCUGCCAUCACAGUUUUAUCCAAUCCAGCUGAGGUGUACCGCUAUGGAGCCAGCAUUGGAUUUUUUGCCAUCUCCUAUGUACUGACCAUGAUAGUCACAUCAGAGAUCUUUCUGCCAGUCUUCUACAGACUUGCCAUCACCAGCACAUAUGAGUAUCUGGAGUUGCGUUUUAACAGAGCCACUCGUCUGCUGGGAACUAUGCUCUUCAUUGUUCAAACAAUCCUCUACACUGGAAUCGUCAUUUAUGCUCCAGCUCUUGCUUUAAACCAAGUGACUGGUAUGGAUCUGUGGGGUGCAUUAAUAUCCACAGGUGUGGUUUGCACCUUUUACUGCACGUUGGGUGGUCUGAAGGCGGUGGUGUGGACAGAUGUAUUUCAGGUUGGUGUCAUGCUUGCAGGCUUCCUUGCUGUCAUCAUCAGAUCUGUGGUGCUACAAGGUGGAGUCAUUGCUAUAAUUUCGGAUUCUCAGCAAGGUGGCAGACUCAACUUCUGGGAUUUUGACAUAAACCCUCUGAGGAGACACACUUUUUGGACCAUUACAAUCGGAGGAACAUUUAUCUGGAUCAGCAUCUAUGGAAUCAACCAGGCCCAGGUUCAGAGAUACAUCUCCUGCAAAAGCAUCGGCCAAGCCAGACUAUCUCUGUACAUCAACCUUUUAGGCCUGUGCUCCAUCUUGUUGUGCUCUGUUUUUGCAGGACUGUGUCUCUACUCAGUCUAUAAGAGCUGUGACCCGUGGACUGCUGGGCUGAUCUCUGCCCCUGAUCAGCUGAUGCCUUAUUUGGUGAUGGACAUUUUGGGAAACUAUCCUGGCCUUCCUGGACUGUUCGUUUCAGCAGCAUACAGCGGAUCUCUGAGCACAGUGUCUUCCAGCAUCAAUGCACUUGCUGCAGUCACAGUAGAGGAUCUGAUCAAACCCUAUACUCAGAUUUCUGACAGAAGCCUGUCUCGGAUUUCCAAAGGACUGAGUUUGCUAUAUGGGAUGCUGUGCAUUGGAAUGGCCGGGCUGGCCUCAGUCAUGGGAGGGAUCUUACAGGCAGUCAUCAGUAUCUUCGGGGUCAUUGGGGGUCCUUUACUUGGCCUGUUCACACUGGGAAUCCUCUGUCCAUUUGCUAACUCUAAAGGAGCUCUGGUUGGUGUCAUGUCAGGGUUGAUCGUGUCUCUCUGGGUGGGCAUUGGCGCCCAUAUUUACCCUGCUCCACCUGAGAUGAGGCGGCCGUUGUCUCUGAUCACUGCAGGCUGUAACUUCACCACAGUCAACUGGACCUCUACUGCUCUGACAUCGGGGCAGAGCUUCAUUACCACAGCUCCAGGACUGAAUAUGGACAGCAGGUCUGUUCUGGAAGAUAACUGGUACUCUUUGUCCUACAUGUACUUCAGUCCCAUUGGAACCAUAAUCACUGUCACUGUAGGGCUGAUAGUCAGUCUGCUCUCAGGAGGUUGGAAGAUAAAGGUGGAAUCAAGGCUUAUUUUAAGGAAAGAAGACACAUAUCUUUUUCAUCUAUACACAUUUCUCAAACACAGAGUCCUGAGAAGAACUGGGGAGCUUGACCUCACAAAAGACAGACAACAGAAAGUUGGCAACACAAAUCAUGCUUUCUGCGAUGUGGAGCUGGACUCAACAAAAACCACCAUCCCUUCAUGAAAUACAACUUACGGAGUUCUAAAUGUUUGUCAUUUGUUAUAAAUAAAAAUAAAUGAA